This is a messenger RNA of Gilbertella persicaria, 1719 nucleotides long. RefSeq lists its product as uncharacterized. Lineage: Eukaryota; Fungi; Mucoromycota; Mucoromycetes; Mucorales; Choanephoraceae. The transcript has 4 exons. The record is from RefSeq and is a predicted model, not a curated record. Gene Ontology annotation, molecular function: protein binding. Bases 1 to 1719 code for a protein of 572 amino acids.
AUGUAUGUCUCUUUGGAACUUUUCCUAAAAUUUGAUAGCAUUGACAAAUCGUCACUAAUCACAAGUAGCCAAUGUCCUGUCAUGCAUUUUGCUCAAGCCUUGCCUAGUGCAGAUGGCGUCAGUGUGGAUCUGUUUGGUGCAGGCAGUGAUGUGAAUGGUUCUUAUGAAUCUUCCAUGACCCUAUGUCAAUACAAUACAGAAACAAAUACUUGGAAGCGAAUCUUGAACUCUGGGAAUGUACCUCCUGCUAGACGUAAUGCAGCCUUUGAGUUCACGAGUUCUAAUCUUACUUUUGUCUUUGGUAUUUUCAUCAUCUGUCGUGAUAGUUUAUUGAUGACAUCUAUAGGAGGAAGCUCAGAGCCAAUGACUGGAUUGACAGCAAGUUCAGCUUAUUAUCCAAAUUUCUGGCAUCAAGAUACGUUCAUGUACAAUAGUGCAACUGGUGUAUGGAUCAAUGGACCUACUUACAAUGGUCCACCUAGAGCAAAUGCUACUAUCACUCAAAUCAGUGAUACCAAUGGUCAACUGGUGAUUGUGGGUGGAGCCUUGAUUGACAAUACUUCUGCUGUAGAUAUGGUAACAAACUAUCCAUUGGCCAAUAUGUCCGAUAUUAUUGUACUAGACCCUAGAACGUCCAUUUGGACCAACAUAAAAACCAAUGGAAGCGAUAUACCAAUUGCCAGAAAACACCAUACAACCACUUUACACCCUGAUGGACAUACACUGGUUGUCAUUGGUGGCGAAUACUUUAAUGAUGCUGGCGCCUAUCUUUUAAACGAUGUCUGGACACUCGAUACUCGAAAUAUGAAUAAUUUCACUUGGACUAAACCAACUGUGCAAGGCCAAGGCCUCUAUCGUUCAAACCAUACUUCACUUCUGAUUGGAGAUCAAAUCUGGGUGAUUGCAGGUACCAAUGCGAGCUCAAAAGCAGUGGAUAUCCAACUCCUCAAUGUAACAGACUGGACAUGGUCUUAUUCAGCUGUGUCGAGAUAUGUCCCCCCUGAGCCUUUUGCUAGUGUCGGUAGUGUUAAGGGACUGAUAGGUAUUGUGAUAGGUUCUUUUGUAGGUGCUUGCUUACUUGUGGCUGGUCUUACGUUUUGGUGGUGUCGUCGACAUCGAAUUAAGCCAUGCUCAAAAAAGAAUGCACCACCCAAGAUACCCAAUCACUAUGAAUCCACAUCUCAGGAUAUCAUGACCACUGGAAAUUCCAAGGCGUAUUUACCCCGUACUUCCCUCUCUACCACUGUCUCCAAUGCAGAAUGGAACGCUCAUUCAACAAUGCAACAGGCAAAGGGUCACUAUAUGCCUCAAUUCAAUACGGCUGCUGUACCUAUCGGUUCUUCCACUUUACCUGCUACAGAGGGAUAUCAAAACGAAAACUACUAUAGUCUGUACAACAGUAAUCCAGGUAUCGAUCAUUCUGAUAUCGAGCAUCAUCCUCGACAAUCGAUGGGCUAUUGGGAAUCAUCUCCACCCUUUUUAUCUCAUCAACAAACGCAUUUAAUGGAGUCACCUCAUAGUAACUAUUUUCUGAUGCCUUUAGGGGCUGAAAAGACACCAUUGAAGCCUAUGUUUGGCCCACAACGUCUUCAAAAACCUAACGAAUUGGAUCAAUUGAUUGAUGAGACUGUCUGUUCGUCAUCCACAUUGGAUGAAGAUCCUUCUCAUGCUGUCAAAUCGACUGAUUCUGUAGUUGCUAACGAGGAAAAGAACAAAUAA